GGAAAUCAGGCGUAGCGUUACUUCAUUUUCUGAAAAUAUUGUCUUGAAGAAUUGAGAAUGGCUUCUUGUGUCUUGUGUGGUGGGUUCUGCAGAUAACUAAUGAUAACACUUACGCCAUAAACGUGGACGUGGAUGAGUUAGGCUUUAACCUUUAAGAUUGCACGAGUCAACGUUCUUGAUUUCACGUGACGAAACUCAACAGCACCCUUGACCUCGAGAGGUUCCUUCAAUCACAAGUCUUUUCUUGAACCUUGAAGCAAUUUUUGAAUCCGAUUCUUCAAAAUGAUCGCAUUGUAGAAUCAGACGUUUGAUGGCAAGGAAUUGGAUGUUAGACAGAAACAAACGGCAUUGUUGAGCUUCUUGCAUUACACUGAACCUUGGUUCAGCAACUCACUGUUGAUUUUGGUUUCUCCAUCCCCUUACCCAAAAUUUUAAAGACACAAAAAGCUAUUGCCAUCAUUAAUCUGGUUCUGUUCAGUGUCACACUCACUAUCAUAAGUUCUUAACACUUCACAGAAUGAAGCCCUUUAAUCCGAAGUGUUGCAGUGUGUAUUUAAUUAUUUAUAGGUUUCACGAGGCGGCUUAGACCGUUAAUUUUACGCUUUCGUAACUUUUACGCCAUCGUAGGUUAUACGCAGAAAUUAGUAAAUUUUCAAAGCCGCUGUCGUUAAUUUUUCGGAAAAUGAAUAUAUCGCCGCCAAUGGGGCGUUUAUAAGUAGUAGUUGUUGGUAACUACUUACGACACAGUGCUUGCACUCAAACUGUUCGAAGAAAUGCCUCAUAAAGAGCUGUUUUAUUCAACCUCACAAAGGCACAGUCAAUUCAAUUCCUUGCCUUUGACCCAAUUUGUCCUUGACAUGCCAUCAAUGCCGCUAUCUCGCUCUCUCCAAUUUUUCUCACCCUCUCCAUUCUGCAUUCUCUCUCUUCCAUGCUGCCAACUAUAAGCUCCACCACCCCGCCGACGAGAAUAGAAGGCCACACGCCAGAUAGAGACGAAGAGGAAAGGGUUUCUAGUCACUUUCAUCAACUGAAGUUGGUUUGGAAUUGAACUUACACUUCUUGUGAGCUCUGAAAACUUUGGGCUAUGAAUACCAUGGGGAAUGCAAGCAAAUCACCAUUUCAAGGUUUUCUUGAGGUUCUUCCACCUGUUGAAUUUGCCUGCGUCUAUGGAUCAUCUCUUCAUCCCAACAACCACGAUAAGACGACCAUGACAGAUUUUAUUCUUGGCGUGUCUGAUCCCAAGCAGUGGCAUUCUGAGAAUCUGAGAUUGAACAAGAAUCAUUAUGCAUCAUGGAUGGUGCAUCUUGGUGGAGGGAAGCUGAUUACAAAUGUUGCAGAUAGAGUUGGUGUGGGAGUACAUUUCAACCCUUUCGUUACUUGGAAUGGGAAGAUGUACAAGUAUGGAGUUGUUCGAAUGUUUGACCUAAUUAAUGAUGUACUGCAAUGGGAUAAAUUCUACUUGUGUGGCCGUUUACAGAAACCAGUUCAUAUUGUUGUUGAUAAUUUGGAUAUCAACAGCUGCAAUGCUGUUAACUUGAGAGCUGCAUUAUCAACUGCCCUUCUCCUUCUUCCAUCAGAGUUCUCUGAGGCAGAUCUAUAUGCCAAAGUGUGUAGCCUUUCAUAUAUGGGUGACCUACGAAUGUUAUUUGCUGAGGAUAAAAACAAGGUGAAGAAGAUUGUAGCUGGUCAAUUUGAUCUAUUCCACUCUAUGUAUCAGCCAUUUCUUGAAGAAUGUGAAGCUAAGAAGUUAUUGAGACUUUCAUCCACUGCCAAUCACCAAAUAGUUGUCUCUCAGGACCGUGACUUAUCAGUUGUUCACUCUUUAGUUUCUGCACUUCCUCGACCAAUCAGAAGUAGUAUUAAUAUGAAGCAAGAGAAGAAAUUGAGUGGAACAGGAAAAAUCGUAAAUGACAUUGCUAUCAGCUCAAGAGAACAGGCUGCGAAUUGCCUGGAGAGAAUUCUUAGGCGAAAAGUUAUGGUUUCAAGUGCAAGACAGGCAAUUUCCGGCUUGCUGGCUGUUGGAGGGGUAAAUGCUACCAAGUACCUUGCUAAGAAAGUUAAUAAAGCCUGGAAGUCAUGGAGAUGAUUUAUGCUGUAUUGUGGAAAAAUCAUACUUCUUUUGCAUGGGAAUUAUAGAGAUAGAGGAGUAUAGUUUGAUUUACUAAUACAUUCUGUUGUUAAAUCUAGCGGCACUUUUGACUGAUCUAAGUGUGCCCUUGAGGAGAUUGAAUACUGGGAAGAGAUGUUGGGCAAAGGGAAUAUAAUCAGUGCAAAUAGCAAUAGCAUGUUUAAAUUCGCAUUUACAAACCCAUUUGUCUCUUCUGUUCUCCAAUUUGUGGUUAAAAGUUUUCAUUGUGCUCUCUUCCCCUAUGGAAAGUGCAAU
Molecule: messenger RNA, 2383 nt
Organism: Arachis stenosperma
Lineage: Eukaryota; Viridiplantae; Streptophyta; Magnoliopsida; Fabales; Fabaceae
Exons: 11
Coding region: 1085-2086 (333 amino acids)
Biological process (GO): CDP-diacylglycerol biosynthetic process; cardiolipin biosynthetic process
Cellular component (GO): mitochondrion
Molecular function (GO): phosphatidate cytidylyltransferase activity
Source: RefSeq, a predicted model, not a curated record